AAAGACUUGUGCCACUAUUCUUCACAACCAAGUCUAGGUUGACAGGUUAUAACUUGUACUUCGUAUUUCCUGCUUCAGGCAGCGUUUUCUUCCUUCAUUCUUUCGAAUUUCAGAUCAAUAUCAUUGAUGUGGAGCGACGGUGGUCGUUCACAUUGGCUGUCGAUCCUUAGUCUGUUCACUUUUGAUUUCCCCGACCAGUUUUUUCAUGAGGUUUCCGAAAGUUGAAGGAUGCUGUUACCUUCACCAAUCUGCCGAACUUAGUCGUGGAUCUUAUGAGCCCCUCACUUCUGGCUACAGAGUGAGUUUUAUGUCUCGUAGAACAUGAGAUUGUGAUGAGUCCUAUCAACUCAAAUUAUUGCUGCCUCAUUGGUAGAGGUGCUCAUGCUUUUUGACUCGCAUUCUGCACUUAACAAUGUUCGCUGCUUCAAUUCCAUGGUCCAAUUUCCGCCAUUCUUGAACUUCUCUACCUCAACAUCUCUGGAAGACACUUUCUUAAUGCCUCCUGUAUAUUGAGAAUUUUCCGGGUGCGUCUUUAAAUUCCCAUGCAUUCCGGACUACUAAACUUUUAACUACUUUUGUGUGAAGGUACACGUAAGCAAUUUUCUGCAAACAGCAAGUUUUACAUGCUCUGUAGCUCGCGUUUGAAUGCAGGCUGUAAAGGGGCCCCACGAAGCAGGGAAAGUGGAUGAUGUGUAAAUAUUUUUCAGGGCGUUUAGCGAGCUACACAUUGAGGGGAUAAAGAGGAUUGGUUUGCAGGAUUCGUUUUAAAACGCUUCUCUGCUCUUGAUUGACAAAAUUUCACCUGGUUGGCAAUCAUCAACGGGCUGCAUAAAGACCUUAUUGGCUGUGAAUUGUUGAGCACCAGAAGUAGGUCGCUAUCAAGGAGAUUAAAAGGUGGAAUGAAGAGCAAUAAUGCAAGCCUCUGUUACGACUGUGAGUUUGCCACUGCAAGACAUCGUGGAAAUUCAGAACUGUGCAAGGACACAGACAAGAGAGACACAACUUCAAAGAAGCGAAAUGACAAUAAGGAAAAUCUUUCCGAUUAUCGAAGGGUUCUUCUAUCCAUUACUGUGGAGAUCCAAGAUGAAUGUGUAGAACAUAUCCACUUUAAGGAAGGAGAUUCUGCUGAAGUAAUGGCCAUAAAGUUCUGUGAAAAGCAUUGUCUUCCAGAACAAUUCGUUGCACCUCUUGCAGAACAAAUUGUCAGCAACAUUAUUCCUGUAAGCAAGUACAGUGACUUCGUGUUCUACCCUCAAGAGAAUCGCUUAUCAAAUGACGAGAAUUCGACAUUGCACAGUGGCUCUUCACAAAGCCCUUUAGUGAAUGGCUCUGAUGGUGAUGCAUUGCACAAUCACCGAGAUUGCUCAGGUCGACAGAACGUGAUAUCGGAGUCUAAUGCCUGGCUUGGAAGUCGUGAGGUUCGGACACCUAUGUUGUUUCAGGCAUCACAGAGAGUAAACAGUUAUCAAGGUCAAGGUCAAGGUUGCCAAAUUUCAUGCGAAGGCAAGCCAAGAAGGAAAUCCAGGCGUAAGAAAUGGAGUUUCUCGGACCACGUAAUCGCUCAAACAUUCGCAAGCUUAGCGAAAAAAGGAGCAUACGAUCAUUAUCAGAGGAAACCGGAACGUCUAGCUCAGCCUCUAUCCGAACAGGCGAAAGCUGUAUGUAUGCGGCUCAAUAUUGGAAGAUUAAGGCACAAACAUACCAGAUGUUGGGAUGAGGCAAAAUGCAGAAAGACUUCAUACCAAGAGCAUGUUGUGAGGAAACAGGGCAUUUCCAAGAAAUCCCGGAGGAUAAUGUGGGUGUGUGGAAGAAGAGCCAAACAAUACAAGAAUUAUGGAGAGCUUUUGUAUGCUAAAGGUGUCACGAUGAGGCAGAAUCACCUCAAGGCAGUGUAUGACAAGAAAAAGCAGAAUGAAAGGAGGGAAGCGGCUGAACUCACAUUGAAGCCUAAUAUCAGCAAACGAGCAAGAAACAUGAGAAGGGGAAGAGGCCAAGUUUGGAGUAGACUUCAGAGUGAUGACCGACCAAAGCAGGACCAACUGCAAGAACUUAGACAAAUGGCAUGGGAGGCCAAGCUUAUGGAAUGCACUUUCAAACCUCAAAUCAACCAGAGAUAUAAAGAUAGUCAGGACCAAUAUGCCGAUGACCAUAGGAAUUGUUUCGAACAGCUCUUUUUGGAUGCCGAGUGCCGCAGGCGCCGACGAGAUCAAUGCACGCAGUGGUGUCCCGAGGGAUUGACAUUCCAACCGUCUAUCAACAAAAGCCUUCCAUAUAGAACCUCGAUGAUGGGCGAGGAUUGGAAAUCGGAAUGCUCUGUCUUCCGGAGGCUUCUCGACAAUGCUUCAAGAGUAACGAAGAAGAAGGAAGCGCAGCAGCAAUGGUCACAUAGGCCUUUUGAUCAGAGAACUGGUCGAGAAUUAUUUAAACCCCACAUUGGCCGCAAACCUUACAAUAGAAACCCAGUGUGCUUGUCAAUUGGAGAAUACCUUCACAGAAUGAAAAAUAAAUUUGAUAACAAGAUGAGGUGUAUAAAUGCAAGAAAAGACAUAACGAGGAAAGAUCAAACACGUGGCCGGUUUGUUGGACCGAAUUCUCAGAAGUUACUCGAGCGUCUGAAAGACCGUCGUUUCAAGCAAAUAUUUGCUUUUCUAGAUAAAGACAAGAACGGGUAUGUGGACCUCAUGACUGCCGAUGUCGAUCGCCUCAACCAGGACGUGAUAGGAGACAUCAACCGAGUGAAGAGGAUGAUCGGAUCCACUGACAACAAACUCGAUUUUGAUAGACUUGUUGAUCUGAUGCGAAAGAAUAAAUACCAAUUUGGCCAACAACUUCUUGGACCUAGGCACAAGGCGCACAACCUUGAUGUUAACUGCACGUUCCAGUUCAAGAUGGACCGGUUGUCUCGAAAUCUUGCGAAAACAAGGAGGAAAUACAGUACGCAUGAACAAUGGUGGGAAAUUAUGUUUGCCGAAUUCUUAGCCAGUGAACGUAAAGUAGCAUCAAUUAGGAAGGAAAGGCAGCAACAGGAGUUGUUGAACUGCCCUUUCAAGCCUUAUCUCACACCAUAUCGGCUCAAAAAGGCUCGCACCAGAGUGAAUAUUCUGUGCGGCAACGCUGCGAUUGAUGAGAAAGUAGGCACUCUCACAGAGAAGACACAAGAUGAAGUGCAGGGUUUUUACUUCCAGAAUGAACAAGGAGGGCCUGAGUUGUUGGGUAUGCCUACGCAAGGUGAACCAGUCAGUCCCGAGCCUGGCAUAAGCAGAGGUAGAGCUGAUGCAUCGAGAUCAGAUGUAGUAGCCCAAUUGGACGAUUUGCCAAAACUGAACACCUCAAAGGCAAAGGUCCUGAGGAUCUGA
Molecule: messenger RNA, 3356 nt
Organism: Physcomitrium patens
Lineage: Eukaryota; Viridiplantae; Streptophyta; Bryopsida; Funariales; Funariaceae
Source: RefSeq, a predicted model, not a curated record